GACAAAGUUGAAAAAAACUCGGUGACAGGACAAAAUAUAUGUAGUUAUUGAUAUAUUUAUAUAGCCGUAUUAGAUUAGGUUUUGCACCUAAACAGGGUUGUGAAGAGAAAACACGUUUUUCGCUUUCUUGUUGUUAACUUAGCUUACGUAAAGUGCCAACAAGCUCGAGAUUUUUACUGAACCCUUCAUUUACGCUCCUUAAACUAUAAGACAUUUUUAUUCCGUGUUUAUAAGAAUAGUCAUGUCUGCACCUGAAUAUACUUUGCUGUGCAAUUUCCCUAAAUGCCGAGCAAAGCUGAGUGGGUUUGCGUGGACCACUGCCUGUUCUCAUAUAUUUUGUGAUCAACACGGUGCGGACGAGUUCAGUCGCACACCUGCUAUCUGCCCUGCAUGUUCCUCAAUGCUCCCUGGGAAACUUGACGUGAUGAGAACCGAGCUGACCCCGUCAGAAAAGUACAAGUCCAUGGCUUUGGUCGGACUAAAGCCUGAAACCAUUUUGGAUAUUAGUCAUAAAGCUCUGGAGUUCUGGACCUAUCAGGUAAACCAAGAGAGGUUGCUCACGGAGUUAAAUUUGUCCAGAGCUGGGGCGCAGGUGGUUCAGAUGGAGAAGUUUUUGACCCAGCAGAACCAAAGCAGAGAACAUGAGUUUAAUGCAUUAAAAGGCGAAAUUGCAUCACUUAAAAAGGUGCUGGAGGAAUAUAAGCGAAAGUACAGUGAGGUUUUGGAGCGUUUUAAUGAACGAAACCGACAGUACCAGAAACUGCAGGGACUUUUCCAGUCUCUGCAGAUGCAUACUCUGGGGAAGGCUGAGAUAGACACCAUGCCCCACCCUUUUACUACAGGAAUGGUGAAACAACGCUCUCCCCAUGGCAGCCCGUCUUUUCUGGCACAAGAGGGUAACUGGUUCUUCUCACAGGGACCAGAAAAUGCAAAAACCUUCUUCCAGUUAACUUCACCAGCCCGGGAGAGAUCCCAAUUUUUUCUUAAGAAAAACUGACUUGUUGUUUACAUUAAGUUUAAGGCUGACUGUUUA
Molecule: messenger RNA, 1033 nt
Organism: Paramisgurnus dabryanus
Lineage: Eukaryota; Metazoa; Chordata; Actinopteri; Cypriniformes; Cobitidae
Product: E3 ubiquitin-protein ligase CCNB1IP1
Biological process (GO): reciprocal meiotic recombination
Cellular component (GO): synaptonemal complex
Molecular function (GO): ubiquitin protein ligase activity
Source: RefSeq, a predicted model, not a curated record